ACUUCUACCUCUGUGCUGCUAGUUAUGUUAUUUAGCUAAGUCGCAUCGCUGCGCUAGAAGUGUUUAAAUGAAGACCAAAUAAAUACAUUUGGGGCAAAGGAGAUGCGUUUUGAGGCAAAGCGAUGCGGCGUGCGGUUUAACCCACCGUCCAUAGUUUUAGUUUAUGUAAAUACGGAGACCAAAAAGCUGCGGAAAAGAGUAAUACCCAUAAGAAACUUUACAAAGCUGUCAGACUGCUGCAUGGCUGCAGAGCAGCUGAAGGAGCACCCUCGGCACAGGGACUACCUGGAGGCGGUCUCCCAGGGCCAACUAGAGAAGCUUCACAUCCUCCUCCAGGAUCACCUACGUGGUUUGAGCCUGAAGCACAGCCUCUCCACCUUCCACCUGGACCCGGACGAGGACCUCAACAAACUAGAUGACAAGGAACUAGCUCGCAAAAAAGCUCAAAUGGACAGAGAGUUUGAGAGAAAUAGGAAGCACAAGGAUGAUCCAGGCUUUGUUUAUGACCUGGAGGUGGAUUUUGAAAAGGCCCCUCAGGAGAACUGUAGCUGGGAUGAGUCAGAUGACGGAUUUUAAAGCUCCCCGCCAAGGAACACCAACUCCAAAAUCACACUAAAAUAAAAUCUCCAUAGGCCUCUACAUCUUCCAUUUAAUCCAAUGACUGUAAACCAGAACACGUCAGAAGAAAUUAUCUCAAGCUCCCUUCUUGUCAAAGUUACCACUGACCGAAUGAAGGGAAGUGAAUCAACAGCAGCGUCUUGAAAUGCAACACAAAUAAAGACUAAAAGGACCGAAAUUGUGAUUACCAGUGAAAAUUUAUUUGUUAUAAAAUACAGAGUUGAAG
Messenger RNA from Oryzias latipes (Japanese medaka), 844 nucleotides. RefSeq names its product centrosomal protein 19 (gene cep19). Lineage: Eukaryota; Metazoa; Chordata; Actinopteri; Beloniformes; Adrianichthyidae. The record is from RefSeq and is a predicted model, not a curated record. Gene Ontology annotation, biological process: trans-Golgi to periciliary membrane compartment transport; microtubule anchoring at centrosome. Gene Ontology annotation, cellular component: spindle pole; centrosome; ciliary basal body.